Messenger RNA from Lodderomyces elongisporus, 1104 nucleotides. It is a transcript of the gene scn1, whose product is annotated as putative endodeoxyribonuclease. The record is from RefSeq and is a predicted model, not a curated record. The coding region runs from base 1 to 1104 and encodes 367 amino acids. NCBI's taxonomy places the organism in Eukaryota, Fungi, Ascomycota, Pichiomycetes, Serinales, Debaryomycetaceae. The transcript has a single exon. Gene Ontology annotation, molecular function: hydrolase activity, acting on ester bonds.
AUGAUCGAAACACGUUUACAAUUAUGUGAUAAUCAUUGUCAUUUCCACCCUGAGACAACAACAGAUGAUGCUGUGAAAUUUGCCACAAUUCUCAAUAAAGAGAAUGCAAACUCACCAUUUUGCAAAUAUUUUUUCCACUUAAUGACCACUCAGCAUAUUGAUAUUGAAUGUCUUGAUGUCUUACUUAGCAGAGUUGACAACAAAGAUAUCAUCGUCCCUUAUUUUGGCGUUCAUCCUUGGUUUAGCCAUUUAUUUUACACUGGCGAUACAAAACCAAACAAAAUUGAUCAUUACAACAAAGUUUUGAAACCAACUUUUUCAAAUGAAUUACUAUCUAACCUUCCCGAACCAAUGAGUAUACAUCAGCACACCAAAAGAAGUAUGGAGAUCAUUGAAAAGCACAAUUUAAAGGUUUAUGGGAUUGGAGAAAUUGGAUUAGAUAAAUUGUUUCGAGUACCCGAUGUUGGGUUUUUGGGAAAUCCGAAAAGUAACAACAUUGCAAAUGACAAUGGUAAUAAGCUGCCGCCACCUGACAAGGUAUUAUCAAAGUCACGAGUUACAAUACAACAUCAGAUGGACAUUUUUAACCACCAGUUGGAGUUUGCACAACGUAUGGACAAACAGGUCUCAAUACAUUGUGUAAAAGCCCACGGUGCUUUAUUCGAAGAGGUGAUGAAGUACUCUUCAACAUCAUCAAAAAAGUUAAAAUCGACUACAACAGACUCACAAGCUACCACAUCAACAUCUGCAUCGGGUUUACCGCCUUUAAGAGUAAUAUUACAUUCAUAUACAGGCUCCAUCGAUCAAGCGAAACGAUGGGUUAAGGAAUGGCCAAAAGGCGGUAAAUUGUUCUUUUCCUUGUCAAAUUGGAUUAAUGGUAGUGAAGAUAAAGAGGAAACAUUGAAGGGUCUCAUGGAUAUAGUGAGCCUUGAUCAAAUACUAACAGAGAGUGAUAUUCCUGUUGAUAGACUCUUUAUUGAGGAUAAAACGCAAGAGUACUUGGAUCAUUUGUUAGGUAUUUACGAAAGGCUAAACGUUUAUAAACUGAUAAAGUCUGACCAGAUAGAGUCAAACAUGUUAUCUUCCAUUAAUGUACAAUCAUAG